AUGGGUGGCCUUAACCUCGAAGUGUUCAAGUUUGGCACGUAUCUCAUGUUUCCUAUUGGAAUCAUGUUCUACUUCGGAACCAACCUCGAUAACCGCUUCGCCGUCCCUGGAUUCUGGCCCAGGCCCGAGGAGUGCAACAAAAUCCCCAAGGACCGAGACGAGAUCAAGGCCGAGUACGAACGCAUUGUCGCGCGCCAAAAGCUGCGACAAGCCCGAAAGCUCGAAGAGGAGCGUCAACGAGCGGCGCAGCACCCUAGCAAUGACAGCAACGACUCUUGA
This is a messenger RNA of Fusarium poae, 279 nucleotides long. RefSeq lists its product as uncharacterized. NCBI's taxonomy places the organism in Eukaryota, Fungi, Ascomycota, Sordariomycetes, Hypocreales, Nectriaceae. The transcript is spliced from 2 exons. The record is from RefSeq and is a predicted model, not a curated record. The coding region runs from base 1 to 279 and encodes 92 amino acids. Gene Ontology annotation, cellular component: mitochondrial inner membrane; mitochondrion. Gene Ontology annotation, biological process: mitochondrial respiratory chain complex IV assembly.